Messenger RNA from Lasiodiplodia theobromae, 828 nucleotides. Its product is annotated as 50s ribosomal protein l27. The transcript is spliced from 2 exons. Gene Ontology annotation, cellular component: mitochondrial large ribosomal subunit; ribosome. Gene Ontology annotation, biological process: translation. Bases 1 to 828 code for a protein of 275 amino acids. The record is from RefSeq and is a predicted model, not a curated record. Gene Ontology annotation, molecular function: structural constituent of ribosome. NCBI's taxonomy places the organism in Eukaryota, Fungi, Ascomycota, Dothideomycetes, Botryosphaeriales, Botryosphaeriaceae.
AUGCUCCUUCCUCGCACCCAAGCGCCCCUCCGGGCUGCUUUGGCUGCGUCGUCGUCACGGACGGCGCAUGCUGCAAUCUCGCCUGCCGCCUCGCUGAACGUCCUCGACGUCCUCCGCGCCUCGCUCGCUGCUUCGUCGCCGAAUCUGACUUUCGUCCGUCACGCCACGCAUCAAGCCCAAGGUCGCGCAAACGGUCCCAAGAAUGGUCCAGGAAAGAGGCUGGGAGCGAAGAAGACUGGUGAACAAUACGUCGUCCCCGGCAACAUCAUCUUCCGCCAACGCGGCACGAACUGGUACCCCGGCGAGAACUGCUCCAUGGGCCGGGACCACACGAUCCACGCGACGGCGGCGGGCUACGUCAAGUACUACCGCGACCCGACGUUGCACCCGAAGCGGCGCUAUAUCGGCGUCGUCUUCGAGCGCACACAGACGCUGCCAUCACCCCCGCACGCCGCACGCCGCCGGAGGCUGGGAAUGCUGGCCGUGCCCAGGACUGAUCUCGCCGAGCCGGUCAGUGCGGGAGGCAAUGAGGGCGAUCGGAGGAGCGAGGAUCUGCACGCGCGGGUGCAUCCGGCCGGCGUGGACGUGAAGCAGAUCCCUGCGAAGAAGAAGAAGAAUAUGCCGGUGCAGAACUUGACCUUGCGGCCAGGCUACAUGUACCGCGAGGCCAACUGGGAGAUUGGAAGGAUCGCGGAGCGCUCAGGCGUGGCGGACAAGGUUAGCAAGUUCACGCCUGGCGAUCGGUUCAAGGCAUGGCGGAAGGCGUCGAGACGGAAGGCCAAGAUCGCGGAGAAGAGGAGCAUGCGUAGUAGGAAGGGCAAGAAAUAA